AUGUUCAAAAACCAGACAUUUCCACCCUACUUCAAGAGGCCUGCCGUGGCUGUCGUUUGUCUUUGCAUUGUGUUUUGGGCAACAAUCUCACUCCAUCCCCGAGGGUUCAUCUAUAACGUGAAGCCGAUUGUCCUGUUUGAUGAUGCACCACAAUAUGCCUUCGCCACGAUAUUGACUGCCGAAGGCGAUGCCGAGUACCCAGACGUUGAAGAACCGUACCUAAAAGCAGCAAGAUUGCUUACCUACCAACUACUUCACAACCCUCGUACUCGCAACGGUAGUGUUGAGAUUCCACUCCUUGUUCUCGUGACACCCGAUGUCCCGCAAAACCACCGAGAUAUCCUCGAGGAUGAUGGAGCAACUAUAGUACCAGUUGAAAGUCUGGGGCGUGACUGGAUCCAUCCAAAAUGGGGUCGCUGGAGUAAUGUGCUCGCCAAGUUGAAUCUAUGGAAUCUCGAAAAAUACGACAAGAUCGCCUUUCUCGAUGCAGACUCCGUCAUUUUCCGCCCGAUCGAGGGCAUAUUCGAGAGCCCACAGACCGAUGUUCGCCAGACACUCACGUCCAAAGUUAACACAACAUCCGAGUUGCCAGAACACUACAUGAUCGCUGGUAUACACGAUCCUUGGAUGGAAUUGAACAUGCCCCCGGUGAAAGGACAGGAGUUUUACGAAAAGAACAACUACAUGAACGCAGGAUUUUUCGUUUUGAGUCCGUCGAAACCAUUAUUUGACUACUAUGUGUCUAUUCUGGACACGCCCGACCAAUUUGACUCUGCGUACCCUGAGCAGAACCUACUCAACUGCGCUCAUCGAACGGAUGGAUCAAUGCCGUGGCAAGACCUUGGCCCUGGGUGGAAUUUGAAGGGAGGGUCUCGGUUUGAUUAUGAAGCAGGACUCAUGUCCAUCCAUCACAAGUGGUGGCGACCCAUAGGCGAUGAGUUUAUGGCUGAAAGAAUUGCUGAAGCAAUGGAAGAGAUGAGAAUCCAUCUUAGAAUAUUGGAGGAGCAAGGAGAAGUUCAAUUUUGA
This is a messenger RNA of Penicillium cataractarum, 1026 nucleotides long. Its product is annotated as nucleotide-diphospho-sugar transferase. The transcript has a single exon. Gene Ontology annotation, molecular function: glycosyltransferase activity. The coding region runs from base 1 to 1026 and encodes 341 amino acids. Gene Ontology annotation, biological process: protein N-linked glycosylation. The record is from RefSeq and is a predicted model, not a curated record. Lineage: Eukaryota; Fungi; Ascomycota; Eurotiomycetes; Eurotiales; Aspergillaceae.